CGUCAAAUCAUAGAUUUUACAAUGAAGAAUUGAAAAAAAUAAGAACGUCACCUAACAAUUUCCAUCCUUAAUAAUUAUGUGCUUUUGAGUUCAAAUAAAAAUUUAACAGAACAUUAACAUACUAUGCGCCCUGUUUUCGUUUACAAAAAAUACUCCCAAUAUUUCAAAAAUGUGAAAAGAAUCGCUUGGUAUAUUUACUACACAUUCUAACAAAAAGCAAUAGUACAAAUCUCAAAUGAGUGCAGUAGCCUCGCCUGUUACAUGGAUGACAUAGUGGACUAUUUCGAAGAGUUCAUCAAAAAGUCCCUGGUUGUCAUCUCCGUGGCACUGGGGACGCUGAUCCUGAUGAUCAUGUACGUGUUCAAGAUGUUAGCCGCAAGACCCAACGGCCCACGUACCCUCUGUAAUGCAGAUCCUGAACUCAACCGUAGCAAAGCUUCAGUCCUAUCUGGCAAACGCUCCCAAUCCCGUUGCAAGUCCUCCUGCCCAUCAAUUAAUUCAGAACCGAAGAGUGUAAAUUCCUGUAUUUCGGAAACGGAAAGAUCGUGUUCAGUUUGUUCGAAUCCGGAAAAAUCGAGUUCGGUGUGUUCGACUACGAAUAAAUCGUGUUCGGUUUGUUCGAAUCCGAAAAAAUCCACUUCGGCUUGUUCGAAUCCGGCUAAUUGCCAAGUUAUGGAUUCAUCGACAAGCAACACCUUACUUACCGCGAAAACAGCGUCUAUAUCAGCCCAAGUUACAUCGCAUCCAAAGUUUGAUAAGAAGACCCUAAGAGAAGUUGGAUUGUCUGGCUGUACCAAGGUCUGUAGAUCGCGCAGUCGAACAAUGGGAAACUCAAAUUCAGAUUGCAGAUCUGGACCGAAAACUAUAGAAAUUACUAAGACUCCAUCUGAGCAAAUGUGCAGAGCGAAAAGUUAGCCACUUAUUUAUAACAUCAUUUAGCCAAUUCUCGACCCUGUAACAAAUACAUAGGAAUAAGAACCUCUUGUUGUUCUAUGUGCUGCGUAGAUGAUGACAGGCGGUGAUGAAUAAAAACGGUUACGCUUAACUACACUCUAGGAACACCAUUUUAAAGUUCAAAAUGAUUUGCCGAUAACAAUUUAGUAAAAAAAUAAAUAUUUCUGCAGAUUAUUUUGCAUAGAUAUUACGAGAGCUUGACGUGCGCAUAGAAUGUUAUAAGUUAGGUGAUAAUAUUAUACUUAAUUUUGUAGUGUAUUUGUGUCUUGUUAUUAAUUUAUUAGUACUUUUAAUAUACUUAAAUUAUAAUUUUGAUAAUGUUCGUAUUAGUACCUAAACGUCAAAAAUAAAAAGUCAUUAUAUAAGGUUAUGAUUAUUUAUAAACUUGCUUCGGCUCAGUUGCAUUUUCGUUGAUCGCUUUGCAAAAUUGCAUGCCAAUUAAUUUAGUAAUUUAGAAGAUUUAACGAAAGCAGGUUCCUAUAUAUUUAUAAAUAGUGAACAAUUACAGUAAUAAAGUUAUUUAUACAUAACAACAUAA
This is a messenger RNA of Spodoptera frugiperda (fall armyworm), 1492 nucleotides long. RefSeq lists its product as uncharacterized. The record is from RefSeq and is a predicted model, not a curated record. The coding region runs from base 262 to 915 and encodes 217 amino acids. The transcript has 6 exons. Lineage: Eukaryota; Metazoa; Arthropoda; Insecta; Lepidoptera; Noctuidae.